Molecule: messenger RNA, 1203 nt
Organism: Ananas comosus (pineapple)
Lineage: Eukaryota; Viridiplantae; Streptophyta; Magnoliopsida; Poales; Bromeliaceae
Product: RNA-binding protein 1-like
Exons: 2
Coding region: 1-1203 (400 amino acids)
Molecular function (GO): RNA binding
Source: RefSeq, a predicted model, not a curated record
AUGGGAGAAGCCUCCUCCUCUUCCUCUCCGGCGGCGGCUCCAGCUACGGUGCCGGGGAAGAUCUUCGUCGGCGGAAUCUCGCCGGACACGGAUGAGGCGGCGCUCAAGGAGCACUUCGAGCGCUACGGCAAGGUAGAGAGGGCAGUGGUGGUGCGCGAUUGGAGCACCGGCAAUUCGCGGGGUUUCGGGUUCGUCACCUUCGCCGACGACUCCGCCGACGCCGCGAUAUCGGCCUCCGACGAGCGCGAGAAGGAUCGCUACAUCAUCGACGGCAAAAAGGUUGAUGUGAAACGAGCCAUACCAAAGGAACAUCUGCAUGGAGAGUCAAGUAGGAGUAAUUCUUGUAGUAGAGGCCAAAACUCCAAAGGAAAGAAGAUCUUUGUUGGUGGUCUACCAAAGAGAAUUACGGACGGCGAAUUCAGGGAAUAUUUCGAGAAGUUUGGCGUCGUAACGGACUCGAUCGUGAUGCACAAGCACGAUCACGAUCACGCCGAAAGGACUCCUAGAGGGUUUGGCUUCGUGACCUUCGCUUCGGAGGAGUCGGCCCGCGAGGCAUUGAAGGAUCAAUUCCGCGACUUGCACGGUAAGAAAAUUGAGAUCAAGAGAGCAGUGCCCAAGAUAGUAGACAACAACUCUAAUCCUUCACCGACGCGCCGCGGUAACGAUGAUGCUAGUAAUAAUAACAAUGUUAGGUGCAAUUCAGUACCAACGCCUUUUCAUAACUUCAAUGCCCACUCGUAUGCGCCUUACUACCCGAUAAACAGCAUGGCUAAUCCUAAUUACUCACAACUAUUUACGUAUUAUGGUCCCUGCUGUGUUGACAAUAAUGUUUAUAAUUUGCAACCAUAUACGCAUUACUACUUUCCCUAUGAUGAUGCAUACGGUAGAUGCUACGGAUCGCCGCCAUAUGCGAUAGAUUAUUCUGCUCGGUACUAUCCUUGGCAGUAUUGGGGGGAUGAAGGCAUGAUUCGAAGUGAUACUUACAUGAUGGAAGAAAUGAUGCGGCAAAAUAUGAAUCUGCAUGGCCCAGUGGGUGAUUUUAGUGUGGAUAAUAAUGCUACCAGUAGGGCAGUUGAUUGUUUUAAUAAUGAAGGAAGCAAUGAAGCUGCACCGCGUGUGCCGACGACGGAAUCUGAAGCAGCAGCAGCAGCAGCAGCAGCAGAAGCAGAAGGAGAAGCAGAAUCCGCCAGUGCUGCCAGAUAG